UCUCUUUUACACUUUCCCUUUCCGUUUCUCUUUAUAAAUUUUCUCGUGUGAAAGAGGGAAAAAAAAAAGCGAAACUUAAAGAUUGCCGAGAGGACACGUUGUCUCCGCGAGACUUGACUCUUCUUCUUCAUCUUCUGGUUCUAAAAUUUUGUAUACUUUUCCUUCUAAUGGCGGAGGUAAUCAGCAAAACGAGUUUGUUCUUCGGAGGAGGAGCUUGCGUGAAUCACCACCACCACCACGUAGAUGACUUGUCUGUCUCACCGGUGAGUUUCGGUUUCAAAAAGAGUUUCUCUUCUUCUCUCAAGCAGAAGCCUCUUAGAAGCGACUUCUCUGGAAAACAGAUCCUAGAGACCUUCAACAGGAGCUUCCGAUCAUCAUCCGUCACCGCUCAGUCGACGCUGAGGAUUGGGACAGCUCACAAGUGGUGGGAGAAAGGCUCUCAAGAGAACAUGAGAGAGAUCUCUUCGGCGCAAGACCUCGUCGACUCUCUCGCCGACGCUGGCGAUAAGCUCGUCGUGGUUGACUUCUUCUCCCCUGGCUGCGGGGGAUGCAAGGCUCUGCAUCCUAAGAUGUGCCAGCUGGCGGAGCAGAGCCCUGAUGUGCAGUUUCUUCAGGUGAAUUACGAGGAGCAUAAGUCCAUGUGUUACAGUCUCGGUGUCCAUGUGCUUCCCUUUUUUCGAUUUUAUCGAGGCGCUCAGGGUCGUGUCUGUAGCUUUAGCUGUACCAAUGCUACGAUAAAGAAAUUUAGAGACGCGUUGGCGAAGCAUAGUCCGGAUAGGUGCAGCCUUGGACCAACCAAGGGGCUUGAAGAGAAAGAGCUUGUGGCGCUUGCAGCUAAUAAAGAACUCAAGUUUAGUUACACGCCGAAGGUUGUACCUGUUGAGAAAGAAGCAGCUAUUCCCACUGCAAACCCGGCACUCCCUGUUCCUCAUCCAUCGAUGAGUGGCAGUGAGGAGAAGACGUUGGUCUCUGCAGGGAGGUGAUGAUAUGGUGCUGAGAGCGAAUAAACAUUUUUCUGUACAGUUUGGGUGAUAGUAGUUACUAGCAACUGAAUAUGUAUUGCAGUUGUCUGUUCUUGGAGCAGCCGGUUUAAUGGGGUUUAGUUUUUUUUUUAGGGGGGGGGGGGGGGGGGGGGGAUCCACCUGAGCAAAACCGGUUCGGGUUUUGCUGAGUUCUUAUGGAUAGUGGAAGGUUGUGCGUUUGGGCACAGUGGGAAGAAAGCUUUCUACUUCAAUCAGCUUUAGUAUAACUUUUGUUUCUUGGCUUGUUUUUUUUAUUGCUUUUGAGCCUUUAAGGUGUUUCUAUGUAAGUAAAAAUAUCCAUGUGAAAAUUAUGAUACAAUGUCAUUUAUGAUGGCAUUCUCUAUGGAUUGAAGGUCUUUUCUAAA
Messenger RNA from Brassica napus (rape), 1387 nucleotides. RefSeq names its product thioredoxin-like 1-1, chloroplastic. Bases 168 to 983 code for a protein of 271 amino acids. NCBI's taxonomy places the organism in Eukaryota, Viridiplantae, Streptophyta, Magnoliopsida, Brassicales, Brassicaceae. Gene Ontology annotation, biological process: cell redox homeostasis. The record is from RefSeq and is a predicted model, not a curated record. The transcript is spliced from 3 exons.